CAUGAAUGUGUCAUUGUUGGGACUGACACAGGAAGGAGGCUGUGUUGUUAUGGCGAUUCCGACUUAACGCAGUUUUUCUCGUGAUCAUUUAUUUCAGUAAUCGGGUUAUUUAAUAUUGCCACUUAAUUGCGGAUUCGUGGAAAUAAACUAAUAAUUAUGUCAGAUUUCUAUGUUGACUGAAAAGGACGACAAAAGAAAGUAGUUUGUGUGUGUUAGCGGCACCGACACUUUGUUUAUGUGGAUGAGACGGUGCGGUCGCCACAACAGGCCUAUGCCAUCGUUAUAUGGGGUGAUGUGAAUCAGUAUUGUCACAGAUUUCGACAAUUCCCAUAUUAUCAUCUCUAUAUAUACACGGUGUGAAGUAGUUUGUAAAAAUGAGUAGAAAGCGUGCCUCGGAGUCACAAUUUAACAGCGAGACACACAAUAAGAAAAUACAUAAAACCAGUUCAGAGGCAGGGGUUGGUGUUUCAGAUAUAAUAAUAGACGAUGAUGAUGAUGAUGAAGGACAAGUCGAGUUCUGCACGUCCUUCUCGAGUAAAGAAGAACUUGCGCGCACCUUCGAACACGCAGUUAAAGUAGCCGUGAAGUCAGUCAUGUCUGAAAUGACCAAGCUGGUUGACAGCAAAUACCUUGUUUUUCAAGUCAAAAUGGAUGGAAAAGAAAAAGAUAUCGAAAGCCUGAAAUUGCGAAUCGAAAAAGCUGAGGAUGAACUGAAAACGAUACGCGAAUGUAUGAACGCAGGUAAGGACAUGUCAAGCCGGCCUCUUGUAAACACCAGUCGUCUGUCUGCAAAAGAAAAGGUGAACACGCUAGAAACGCGUGUUUCAGCUCUCAGUAGAAAACUAAAGGAACCUUCCUCGAUGAACAGUAUCGCUCCAUUUCAGAAACAGUACUCUGUCCACCAUGUUCACUCAGCUGCUGUGUCUGUCCACACAAAAGUGCAAAGCGCUCAGGUUUUAAUGCAUCCGGACAAAGCGGCAGCAAACUCGAAUUUAUUCACCAGAGUUCGGGACUGUGUGCAGAUUGCGAACUUGAGGAUAAGACACGAAGGUGAGGGCGAAAGAUCAUUAAAAGGUGCUGGAAUGAAAACAAUUGAGCUGGAUCGCGUGAAAGAUGUGACAGUGGAAACUCUUCACAAUAAAGAGAAAUGUGCAGAGAUUCCAAAGGAGGUUACAGAACAGACUCGAGAUUCUCGAAAGAGAAAGACCUUUGUAGAUCCAGUGGAAGGUGGGACAGUGGGAACUAGUCCCGCACGCAUUCCAAAGGAGGUUACAAAGCAGACCCCUACUCCAGUUACAGAGGCAGACCCUCGGCAGGGAUCAAGCCAAUACAAAGAGAAUGCUCCUGAAGUGCAUUCUGUCUGUGUUAAAGAGGAGCCAGCUGGACUAGAGACUGUCCACAUUAAAGACGAGCCAGCUGGACUAGAGACUGUCCAAAUUAAAGACGAGCGAGCUGGACUAGAGACUGUCCACUUAGUAGAAGAGCCAGCUGGACUAGAGGCUGUCCAAAUUAAAGAGGAAGUCCCUGAAUUUGAAUCUGUUAACAUAAAAGAGGAGGCAACUGAACUGGACUCUCUUCAUAUCAUUGAGGUCCCUGAAGUUAAUGAAAGUGACCCAGGUGGACCAUAUGAAGACCAAAGACAAGUUGAAGAUGAUAGGACGGACAAAGCCACACAAAAACAGACUAAAUGGGCUAUUAAAAUCUUCAAAGAGUGGCUGGCCAAUGAAAAAAAACCUACCAUAUUUGAACACUUGCCAGACGAAGAAAUAAAUGACUUGCUCUACAGUUUUUAUCCAUCCGUCAAAAAACAAACCGGGGAACAUUUUGGCAAAUCCUCACUCACAGCGCUGCGUCUGGGAAUUAAUCGGCAUCUGCGUGACCCCCCAUACUCUAGGCAGCUGAGUCUAAUGACUGGUAAACCGUUCCUCACCUCAAACCAGAAGUUUCUGGGGCUCCUGAAACAGUUAGAAACGGAGAACAAAGGAAUGUUAAGUCACCAUGCCCCCCUUCAACCUGGAGAUUUUAAAAAACUCAUAGAGACGGGAGUCCUGGGUGUAGACAAUCCUCUCGCCCUGCAACGUUAUGUCUGGAUGACACUGGCUUUGCACUUUGCUGUCCGUACAGCAGAACACCUCCACCGAAUGACAAAAAACACCUUUGCUAUAUCUGUGGAUAAAGCAGGGGUUCAAUACUUGCAUUUUUCCUGUAGCCCCACGCAAAAAACCAGUGAAGCCAGGAUGUACGCACAGCCCGGCAAUCCGAUGUGUCCCUUGAAAGCCUAUCAAUUGUAUACAUCCAAGUUACAUCCGGCGAGAAAUUCCUUGUGGCAAAAGUCUAACAAACCUAAAUACUGGGGGCUAGGACUAGACGUUUGGUAUGAGAAAGCUAAUCUGGGCCUCCCCAAACUUAUCCGUAUGAUGACUGAUAUCAGCAGAGAUGCCAAGCUGAACCGCAUCUACACAAACCACUGUCUAAAGGAGACAGCUGCUGUUAUUUUAAGUGCACAUGGGGUGGACAGGCAUCAUAUUUUGAGAAUAACAGCGCAUAAAAAUGACUGUCGUGAUGGUAGCUUUGCUGAGCCAACUGAUUGUAACACCAGACGCACCUUUAGCAGUAUCCUGUGUUCCUUGUUUGAUGUGUCUAAUAAAGGAAAACAGGAGUCUAACUUUGCACCCAAACUGGCAGUGGCCCCAAAGCCAAACAAUACAUCCACACGCUUUGGCCAACAGGACCUAUAAUUGUACAAAACUAUUCUUUUCCAGGGCCUGACCCUUUUUGUAACUUGGUCCUUCCUGUUAGAUAUAACAUUAUAAUAUGACUGAAUCUGUUUAUUCUUAAUUUGUGCUCGUAUGAAAUGUUUUGGGCUCCUAAUAAAAAUAAUGAGAUCAUUGUCAGUGCCACUUACAAAACAUGAUUGGAGAAAGCAGGUAUCAAGCAAAACAUUUUACAGGAGGGUGUUCAUUUUAGAAGCAGGUCCACUUCAUUGCUGCCUGUGUUGUGAGGAUUGCUAAUGUAGUUUCUCAGGUAUUGUAGUUUAACACCCUUUUGGGUUCUGUAUGACAACUACAAUACCUUCAAUUAUACAAGAACCUGACACUGGUAAUAAUGGCAGGAUUCAUAUAGUUUAUUCAUUGAUACAAGUAUAUGGACAGUUGGAGAGAAGUAUAUACGACAGACAUAAUGCUUUAUAACGCAAGAGUUCCAUUGUUACCUGGUAACACGCUACAGCAGUGCCAUUAUCCUGUAUAGAUCAGCUGUACUAACCCAAAAGAGAGGAGUGGAAAAAACAUGUAUAGGGUGCAGUUUUACCCCAAUAUUAAAAACGUUCAACACGCAUAGUGCUUUAUUUACUGAAAUAUGAAAUAGAUGUUUUUAACAUGGAAAUACAUAUUUGAACUUGGAUGUGUGUGGACAAUGUGAUCUCUGUAAUGAACUCCAGUUAUUUCUAUCCCAUAAUUUUUUAGGGGAGAUAUGGGGAACAGAAUAUAUAAACAGAGAUACAGGGACUAUUAGGGUCAGUUCAAUUAAUCUUAAGUCUUUUAAUGAUUUAAAUUACGAUUCGAGCCAUUACUUAAAUCAUUAGAACAAGGGAAAGUCAAAGCAACACAGUGUAUAGACCAUAAGAAAAUUUACAAACAAGAGGCCAUUCGACCCAUCUAUGCUGCUCUGGUUCAUCUCAUAAUGCUGUCAAGUUUAAAGGAUCCCAGUGAUUCAGCAUCAAUGUGAGUCUCUUCUUAAGUGUAUUUUUUUCGUUAAUAGUAAAAGGAUAGGUUCAGUCCUAAUUUAAUAUGCUAACGGUGGCUGUAUUUUAAUUGUUUAAUUGAAUUGUAGAGCCCUAUAACCCUGAGCGCUCUAUAUUUUCUCUUCAAUCAGAUUCUUGUCGACUUGCCUUGGACCGCAGCACAGCACAUAGAAACCUCUGGAUAUCUGAAGCCGACUCAAAGGUGACCAUGAGAGAUAAGAGCCAGCUAUACCUUGAGCUCCCGGCCAGAUUUAACACCGUGUGGCAGGU
Molecule: messenger RNA, 4012 nt
Organism: Acipenser ruthenus (sterlet)
Lineage: Eukaryota; Metazoa; Chordata; Actinopteri; Acipenseriformes; Acipenseridae
Exons: 5
Coding region: 375-2738 (787 amino acids)
Molecular function (GO): protein binding
Source: RefSeq, a predicted model, not a curated record